UGCGCCAACCGCCCUCCUCCCCCUCCUUCCUCUCCUCUUCCUCCCGGCAGAUGCGCGGGCAUCUCUCCCACAGGCAGGAGCAGCGAGGAGCCCAGCAUCUAGCCUAGCUAGCCAGCCACCGUCCACCGACCACCACCACCACCACCACCGAUCGAAUCGGGUGCUGCUGCAGCUCCGACCGCUUUAUAAGGCCAGCCCGCCCUGCUCGACCGCCUUCGACCUCGCCGCCGCCGCCGAAGCCGCGGGCUGGUUGCUCCGAUUGGGAGUGCCAAUCGGAGCCAACAACAGGGGAAGCACAUGCUGCCUUUCGUUCUAGAGUUCCUCAUUGAUGUCGCCUGUGAUCAGUGAGAUCCUCCUCUCGGGGUUUAUGAUCAACUCCACACUCCGGCGACGCACCCAUCUCGUCCAGUCCUUCUCCGUCGUCUUCCUCUACUGGUUCUAUGUCUUCUCAUAAACAACUCGCCCCCAUCACCGCGCCCCUCCCUUCCUUCUUCUUCUUCGCCGUCGUCGUCUUCGUCCUGCCCUCGUCGUCUCCUCUUUCUCUUUAGUAGCAUCGUCCUCCUCCUCUGUCUCUCUGUCGUCUCUGUCUUCGUCGCCGUCGUCGUUGUCUCUGUUUCAGUUCAACAACUAGUAGCUUUCUGAAGCUUUAGCUUUGCAUGCACUUCCCUACUUCUGCUGCUACCAAAGAUCUUCUGUAGCGUCCCCUAAUUUACCAACAACAGGAAAUCGAGGCCAGAAAAAAGAAGAGCUCCGAUUUCUCUGGUAGUAGCGUGUAAUAAGGAAGAAGAAGAAGAAGAAAUCAAGGAGCAGGGAGCUGCUCUGCUCUGUUCUUGCAAGAAAGGGCGGUUCUUAGAAGGAAGGAAGCAGCAACGAUGGCUUCCUCGAGCGGGAGCGGCAGCUCGGGCUCGCUCUCCGCGGCGACCGCGGCCCUUGCCGCCGCCGCGGGCACGGAGGAGGAGCUGCGCGCGCUCAUGGAGCAGCGCCGCGCCAAGCGGAUGCUCUCCAACCGCGAGUCCGCGCGCCGCUCGCGGAUGCGCAAGCAGCGCCACCUCGACGACCUCACCGCGCAGGCCGCGCACCUGCGCCGCGAGAACGCGCACGUCGCCACCGCGCUCGGCCUCACCACGCAGGGCCUCCUCGCCGUCGACGCCGAGAACGCCGUCCUCCGCACCCAGGCCGCCGAGCUCGCCGCGCGGCUCGCCUCCCUCAAUGACAUCCUCGCCUGCAUGAACACCAACGCCGCCGCGGCCGCCGGGGCCGUCGCCGUCUCCCUCACCGCCGCCGCCGCCGCUGUUUCCGCGUCCUCGGACCCCUACCUCGCCUUCGAUGGCGCCACCGCCCUCGACGACCUCCUUAGAUCCUGCCCAGAGAUGUUCCCGCUCUGCUAGCUCAAGACUGGGAUCACCAUGGCAUCACAAAGCAUCAAGAAGGGAAAAAAGAUUCUUCUUUUUUUUUUUGCUUUUGGUGUUUCAGGUUAGUAAUUUGCUAGUGAGAUGGAGCUGAAAUCAGAUCACAAGGUGGUGAACCAUGGAAUUUACUGUUACUGUAUUGUGCUGGGGGUAAGCAACUGAGCGCUGCACCUAAUUAACUAAGCUAGCUGCUGAGAUUAAGGUUAAUGAACCACUACUAAUUACCAUAUGUAACUCUUAAGUUCUGCUCUGGUCAUUGUUUUCAUGUACUGUGCCACUCCACUAUGUAAGAAUCAGAGCAGUAACCCUACUAGUAUUUCUCCUUCAAACAAAGGAAGUGCAAUAUAUAUUUUACAGUUUACUCUA
This is a messenger RNA of Panicum hallii, 1775 nucleotides long. RefSeq names its product bZIP transcription factor 11-like. The record is from RefSeq and is a predicted model, not a curated record. Gene Ontology annotation, molecular function: DNA-binding transcription factor activity; transcription cis-regulatory region binding. NCBI's taxonomy places the organism in Eukaryota, Viridiplantae, Streptophyta, Magnoliopsida, Poales, Poaceae. Gene Ontology annotation, cellular component: nucleus. Bases 873 to 1388 code for a protein of 171 amino acids. Gene Ontology annotation, biological process: positive regulation of DNA-templated transcription. The transcript has a single exon.